Molecule: messenger RNA, 2393 nt
Organism: Fimicolochytrium jonesii
Lineage: Eukaryota; Fungi; Chytridiomycota; Chytridiomycetes; Spizellomycetales; Powellomycetaceae
Exons: 1
Coding region: 82-2331 (749 amino acids)
Source: RefSeq, a predicted model, not a curated record
CCCUCUCUCCCGGCUCAACACUUCCAACGCCCGUAUUACUACCAACGAAACGAGAAGGGACAUAAACUGACCACAAAGAGAAUGCCGCUUGGCGCCGGCGCCGGUCGUGAAGGAGACGGGGAAGCGCUGGAGGAAGCACAUGCUGGGGGUUGGGGGAAUAUCGCAAACGUAGGGAAUGCCGAGGGCACUGGCAGCGAUAAUGGCAAGGACUGGAGACCGCUUGCAGAUACCGCAACGACCGAGGAGGACUCGGCAACGACGCGGAUAGAGUCCUUUCGCGGUGGUGGGAGUAGAAGUGGAAUCGGGAGUGGCGUUCAAAUCGCCGCAGACGAUACUCACCACUCUCGGAACGUCGAGGACAUAGAGCGGGAGGACGGUAUAACAGGCAGCAUCGCAAGAGUACGGCACCCCAAAUCCCGAACUGGCCGAAUCACACCCUCCUCUCACUCCGACACCGACCAAGCCAUCGUCCCCAUCCCCUCCUCCCCCUCCCACACCCCCGUCACACCACUGGCCCCACCAUCCGUGCUCCUCCCCGCCACCCACAAAUCCUCGCUCUUCCAUCUCCUCCGCCGCCUCGAGCUCUUCCUCCGCAUCCGCCCACCAACCCUGCACCCCUACCCGCGCCUCACACAUCCCUGGCUCCCCCGCAUCUCCAAACCCCUCUCAACCCUUCUCGACCGCCUCCCAUCCACCGUGCGCUUCAUCCCGCGAUUCCUCUACCCCUUCCUCUGGCUCCUCACCUUCGCCCUCCUCGUGUCCGACAACAACUACAAAGCGACGACAUCAGAGGGCGCGCCGCAGUACGUCUCGUGCACGGACCAGCUAUGGGCAUGGGCGAGCCAGCAGUGUGGAUUGGACGGGAUGUAUUGCUCGCCGUUUGCCAACGCGAGUUUCGUUAUCCGAUGCCCCGCUGAAUGCGCCUCCACGCGAAAUCAGAAUAGAAGGUGGUUGGGCGGGACCAUGCAGGGGUGGUUGGUCCCCUGGGUCGUCGGCGGCGGCCCCCCACCAUCAUCAGGGACAGCAUCAGCACCCUACCGCGCCGAAUCUUGGCUCUGCCCCUCCGCCAUCCACGCCGGCCUCAUCUCUAACCACUGGGGCGGCUGCGCGGCUAUUGACCUCAUAGGCGCCACCACAGCUUUCCCGUCAACAACGAGCAAUGGAAUCACCUCCCUGGGCUUCGACUCCUGGUUCCCCAAAUCAUACACCGUCCGCGCCCUCGCGCACACGGCCCAUUGCACGGACAGAUCGUGGGCCUACCUCCCGAUCCUGCUCGUGUUUGCACUACUCUUCACCACAUUCACACGACCCUCGCGCGCCCUGUUCACGUUCACAUUUGUCUCCUUCGGAUUCUGGUACACCAUCUUCCUCGGCGCCGUCCCCAUCCACGGCGACGGCUGGACGUCCGCGGCCUUCGGGACCUACCUCGUCCUCCUCGCCUUCACCCACGUGUUGCACACCCACGUCAUCCGGCACACCCUCCCCACCCCUCUCCACAGCUUCCCCCUCGAAACGGCCAUCCUGGUCAUCGCCCCCUUCACAUUCAUCCUCCACCUCGAACUCAUCACAGCCCCCCUGACAAAUUUCGGGCUCACCUCCCGCGCCUUUGCCGACCCCCAGACCCUGAUCAUCUUUAUCAUCGCCCUCCCCCUCGUCCUCGCCAUCUGCGCCAUCCAACUGUUCCAUCUCCGCAAACACGGCCUGCUGGGCUCCUACCUCCUCGCCUACGCCGCAGCCGUCGCGGUGUACCUCCUCCUCCCCAAGCUGCUCGGCCUGUACAUCCACCUGCACCACUACAUCCUCGGCCUGUUGCUCGCCCCGCUCACGCGCAUCCAGACCCGCGCAAGCAUGAUCCUGCAGUGGGCGUGCGUGGGCCUCCUCGUGCAGGGCGUCGCGCGCUGGGGCCCGGCGUCCCCGCUCGCCACCGCGUUCGAGAACACGGGCGGCGAUGAGGUCGUCAGCGUGCCCCGCCCCGAGCUGGUCAUCGAUCAAGCCCGCUUGGCUAACAACGCGACCAUUGCGUGGCGGUAUGCGGAUGACGGGGGGACGGCGACCACGGCGUAUGACCCGGGGAAUUAUACGAUCCCUGCGGGCCUCCCCUACGACGCCUUCUCGCUGCUGCUAAACGAUGUUGAGGUGUAUAGGGGUCCGAGGGCGACGUACCGGGUGGAGAUGAUGGGCGCCGUGGGCGGGAGGAGGAUGCCGUGGUAUGUGAGGGUGGCGCUUGUGAGUGGGGGGAGUCCGAUGGAGUAUAGUUGGCCGGUGUGGGUGAGUGCGGAUGGGGCCGUGGGGUGGCCUAAUGGGACGGUUUUGCCGCCUUUGGGGACGUAGUGCAUGAUAUCAGAUACUUGACAUUUUUGGCUGCUUCUGUGCAUAUGGAUUGAACACGUGAA